Manihot esculenta (cassava) is the source of this 1158-nucleotide messenger RNA. RefSeq names its product probable E3 ubiquitin-protein ligase RHA4A. The transcript has 3 exons. The record is from RefSeq and is a predicted model, not a curated record. The coding region runs from base 208 to 936 and encodes 242 amino acids. NCBI's taxonomy places the organism in Eukaryota, Viridiplantae, Streptophyta, Magnoliopsida, Malpighiales, Euphorbiaceae.
CUAAAGUUGAAUUAUUAAAGCAUCCUUUUCUCCAAUCUAAUAGAAAUCCUUAACUACCACUGUGUCUCUCUCUGUGAAUGACAAAUACCAACUACAUCUCUCCAUAAAUACACUCAACAAGGCUCUUUGUACCUUCCGUAUGCAUCUCUUCUAACGCUGAACUACACAUUGGUGUCUGUGUCUAAAUCUUUUGAAGCUUGGAGACUCAUGGGUUUUACUCCUACUGCAACACCUCCUCAUCUUUAUCCUCAAGAACUUCAACUUAAGCUUUACCAGGCUUUCAUAUUUUCAAUUCCUAUUCUCUUCUCCAUUAUACUGUUCCUCUUGUUUUACUUGUUCUAUCUCAAGAGAAGGCCUACCUCAGUCUCAUCUCCUACUCAGAUUCUUCCAACAAGCUCUAACCAGUCUACUCAACCUGUGCUCUCUGUUUGUCAGAUUGGUUUGAAGAAAGAGAUCAAAGAUAAGCUUCCAAUUGUGUUAUUUGAUGAAGAAUUAAAGACAAGAGAAUCACAGUGUUGUGUUUGCUUGGGGGAAUUUGAGAUCAAAGAGGAGUUGCUGCAAAUCCCAUCAUGCAAACAUGUGUUUCACAUUGAAUGUAUUCAUCAUUGGCUGCACUCAAACUCAACAUGUCCACUUUGUAGAUCUUUUGUCAUCCCCACCACCAAACUUGAUAAUCUGGCCCAAUCUGGUGGACAUGAGACACCCAUAGAGCAAGAUAAUCCAAACUCCAACUACCAUACGCAGAUUGCAUCAGAACAGCAGCAGCAACAACAACAAGCUGAGUUCAGCCACAGCCUUGUGAUACCUAUAGAAGAAUCAUCAAGUGCAGAAGCUUGUUCAAUGGCAUCAGCUGGCUCACCCGAGCUUUCCAUUUCCACAGAGAAUGGAAGGGGUUGUUCAAGUCAAGAAUCUGUUGCUAUAAAUAUCCAAACAUAGUAACAAACAGAUGAAACCAUUUUUCCUUCUUUAUGAAGCUGAUAUUAAUAAAAUAGAUAGGUCAAAGCCCUCAGGGCAUACACUUUUAUACAAAUGAAUUAUCCUUCAAAUUUCUUUCUUUUCAAAAAUUUGGAGGCAGAGGAGGCUGGGGUUGAGAUUAAGUGGCAGAUUGAGAGGCAAAUGUAAUAUUCCCUUUUCUUAUAAUAGUUCAAAUUUUCUUAA